AUGAGUCUUUGCCACACAGCCAUGAACGCCCACCCCAAGGAGAUGGUGCCCCUCACGGGCAGAAGAGCCACCAUCCCCUUUGUGAACCCUGCCAUCCUGCAGGAGAAGAGGCCAUCAGAGGUCACCCCCACCAAAAAGAGUGCACACUUCUUCCUGGAGAUAGAAGGGUUCGAGCCCAACCCCACGGUUGCCAAGACCUCUCCCCCCAUCUUCUCUAAGCCCAUGGACUCCAACAUCCGGCAAUGUGUCUCUGGGAACUGUGAUGACAUGGAUUCCCCACAAUCUCCUCAGGAUGACGUGACAGAGACCCCGUCCAAUCCCAACAGUCCCAGUGCAAACCUGGCCAAGGAAGAGCAAAGGCGCAAAAAGAAGCGGCUGAAGAAACGCAUCUUUACGGCAGUGUCGGAGGGCUGCGUGGAGGAGCUGCUGGAGCUGCUGGGGGAGCUGCAGGAGCUUUGCAAGCGGCGCCACAGCCUGGAUGUGCCUGACUUCCUCAUGCACAAGCUGACAGCCUCGGACACGGGGAAGACCUGCCUGAUGAAGGCCUUGUUAAACAUCAACCCCAGCACCAAGGAGAUCGUGCGGAUCCUUCUUGCCUUUGCUGAGGAAAAUGACAUCCUAGACAGGUUCAUCAAUGCCGAGUACACGGAGGAGGCCUAUGAAGGGCAGACGGCGCUCAACAUCGCCAUCGAGCGGCGGCAAGGAGAUAUCACCGCGGUGCUCAUCGCGGCUGGGGCGGACGUCAACGCCCACGCCAAGGGGGUCUUCUUCAACCCCAAGUACCAGCACGAAGGCUUCUACUUCGGCGAGACACCCCUGGCCCUGGCAGCCUGUACCAACCAGCCCGAGAUCGUGCAGAUGCUGAUGGAGAAUGAGCAGACGGACAUCACCUCGCAGGACUCGCGGGGAAACAACAUCCUCCACGCCCUGGUGACCGUGGCCGAGGACUUCAAGACGCAGAACGACUUCGUCAAGCGCAUGUAUGACAUGAUCCUGCUGAGGAGCGGCACCUGGGAGCUGGAGACCACGCGCAACAACGACAGCCUCACGCCCCUGCAGCUGGCCGCCAAGAUGGGCAAGGCCGAGAUCCUGAAGUACAUCCUCAGCCGUGAGAUCAAGGACAAGCGGCUUCGGAGCCUGUCCAGGAAGUUCACCGACUGGGCGUACGGGCCCGUGUCAUCCUCGCUGUACGACCUCACCAACGUGGACACCACGACCGACAACUCGGUGCUGGAGAUCAUCGUCUACAACACCAACAUCGACAACCGGCAUGAGAUGUUGACCCUGGAGCCCCUGCACACGCUGCUGCAUAUGAAGUGGAAGAAGUUCGCCAAGUACAUGUUCUUCCUGUCCUUCUGCUUCUAUUUCUUCUACAACAUCACCCUGACCCUCGUCUCUUACUACCGCCCCCGGGAGGAGGAGGCCCUGCCUCACCCCUUGGCCCUUACGCACAAGAUGGGGUGGCUGCAGCUCUUAGGAAGGAUGUUUGUGCUCAUCUGGGCCAUGUUCAUUUCUGUGAAAGAGGGCAUCGCAAUCUUCCUGCUGAGACCGUCAGAUCUGCAGUCCAUUCUCUCGGAUGCCUGGUUUCACUUUGUCUUUUUUGCCCAAGCUGUGCUUGUGAUACUGUCUGUCUUCUUGUACUUGUUUGCCUACAAAGAGUACCUCGCCUGCCUCGUGCUGGCCAUGGCCCUGGGCUGGGCGAACAUGCUAUACUACACACGGGGGUUCCAGUCCAUGGGCAUGUACAGCGUCAUGAUCCAGAAGGUCAUUUUGCAUGAUGUUCUGAAGUUCUUGUUUGUAUAUAUCGUGUUCUUACUUGGAUUUGGAGUAGCUCUGGCCUCGCUGAUCGAGAAGUGCCCCCAGAACCACGAGAACUGCAGCUCCUAUGGCAGCUUCAGUGACGCGGUGCUGGAACUCUUCAAGCUCACCAUAGGCCUGGGCGACCUGAACAUCCAGCAGAACUCCAAGUACCCCAUCCUCUUCCUGUUCCUGCUCAUCACCUACGUCAUCCUCACCUUCGUCCUCCUUCUCAACAUGCUCAUAGCCCUGAUGGGGGAGACGGUGGAGAACGUCUCCAAGGAGAGCGAGCGCAUCUGGCGCCUACAGAGAGCCAGGACCAUCUUGGAGUUUGAGAAAAUAUUACCAGAAUGGCUGAGGAGCAGAUUCCGGAUGGGGGAGCUGUGUAAAGUGGCAGAAGACGAUUUUCGGCUGUGUUUGCGGAUCAACGAGGUGAAGUGGACUGAAUGGAAAACUCAUGUCUCCUUCCUCAAUGAAGAUCCGGGGCCCGGGAGACGGACAGCAGAUUUCAACAAAAUCCAAGAUACUUCCAGGAGCAACAGCAAAACCACCCUCAACGCAUUUGAGGAAAUAGAUGAAUUUCCGGAAACUUCAGUGUAA
Molecule: messenger RNA, 2397 nt
Organism: Budorcas taxicolor (takin)
Lineage: Eukaryota; Metazoa; Chordata; Mammalia; Artiodactyla; Bovidae
Gene: TRPV3
Product: transient receptor potential cation channel subfamily V member 3
Exons: 18
Coding region: 1-2397 (798 amino acids)
Biological process (GO): calcium ion import across plasma membrane
Cellular component (GO): membrane
Molecular function (GO): calcium channel activity; protein binding
Source: RefSeq, a predicted model, not a curated record